AUGGUGGCGUUUCUGAACGGUCAGAUCGAUGAUCAACCUCUAUUAGGGCAUUUCCGUCGCUUGGUUCCCAGCGUCCCAGAAUUUCUACGUCAGAAUGAAGCUGGUGUUUUUGUGCCGUCGAUUUCGGGUGGCGCGGUCACCGGUCACCACAGGCCCUGCGCUGCCGUCCGUCUGGUCUGGAAGCCGGUGUAUUCGGCGGCAUCGUCCGCAACUUUACCUUUGAGUUGGCGUUUUUCUGCACUGGUGCUGCUGGCCCUCUCUGCGCCGUCACGCGAUCCGCAACCGUGCGGUGAAACGGUCCCGGGCAUCGAACGAAAGUUUUUGCGCAUUAAUCCGUGGAAGCAAGGCCGUGAAACUGCCGCAAAGUCGUCUUUGCGACAAAAUCUAUUUGUCCUGUUUGAAUUGCGACGGUCGGCGGACGACGGUCGAAGGUCGACGGAGCGACCAACGACCAUCGCAUCGACUCUCAGGUCGUUAAAGUUUAUGACCUACGGACCAUAUUGCCAUCAUGCCGCAGUGCCGGCCGCUCACCGUGUGGCUGGUCAUGCUCCAAAUCGCGAGUACAAUCAGUGUCUAUACGCAGCCGUCAUAGAAAGUCAUAAGGAUCAACUUUUUCUACCGUAA
Molecule: messenger RNA, 624 nt
Organism: Soboliphyme baturini
Lineage: Eukaryota; Metazoa; Nematoda; Enoplea; Dioctophymatida; Soboliphymatidae
Source: the annotation of a GenBank genome assembly